This is a messenger RNA of Amoebophrya sp. A120, 1875 nucleotides long. NCBI's taxonomy places the organism in Eukaryota, Dinophyceae, Syndiniales, Amoebophryaceae. The record is from the annotation of a GenBank genome assembly.
AUGCCGCGGUUAAUGGAGGAUUUGAUCCGCAAGCGCGCGGAGCACAACGACGGUAUUCUCCCGGAUCUGGAAGAAAUCGCGCUGCACCAGGAGGAAAUCGAGAAAAUUGAGUCCUUGGAACAAUGCUGCCGGCACUUGAAGAUUUUGCUGUUACAGCACAACGCGAUCUCGAAGAUGGAGAACUUGGGCAAGCUGAAGGAGCUGGAAUACCUGAAUUUGUCGCUGAACAAUGUCUCCAAGAUCGAAAACAUCGAGGGCUGCGAGUCGCUGAAAAAGUUGGACAUGACCUUGAAUUUCGUCGAUUUCGACGAGCUACAGGAGUCGCUGGAGUGUAUGGAGGGCUUGGAAUUCUUGGAAGACCUGUACCUGUUGGGUAACCCGUGCACCGAUUUCCCGGGGUAUCGGAGCUACGUGGCGGCCAAACUGCCGCAACUGCAGCAGCUGGAUGGUAUAAGUGGUUUUAGUAUAAUCGCACAGUAAUUCGUUGCUACAAGUACAACAUGAUAUUGCAUCGCAACAACAUUUUCCUCUGGUGCAUGAAUGCAUGACAAACCUAAUGCAACCGCGAUUGCGCCGCGAUCGAAGCCAUCGUUAUUCAGGUAAGCCUAUCGCCCCGCAGGACAAGAUCCAGGCCGCGCAAGAGCUGCCAGUGUGGGAACAGCUGGUGCUGAAAAAAGCCGCAGAUGUUGCGGAGGACAAACGGCAGAAGAAAGAAUCCGGCUACGUCCCACCGGAAACGGCCCAUGCACCGGAGACCAGGUUGCAGAUGGCUCGGGAUCUGGCGGCCCAGAAGGCAGAGAAGGAGAAAAACGAGAAGCGCCGAACCGGGACGGAAAAAAAGGAGGCGAGAGAGAUACCGGGCGCGUACACGGCCAGAGGGGACAUCAGGCAGUGCAACGAAGGUACAGCAUUUUUUGAAAUCAGCAUUGAGACCAGCAAGAUUAACAUGCUGCCAAACUACGCAAGUAAGUGCCUACACCUCGACGUCGAGGUCGACUCGCGUCUACAGCAUGACAAGCUGCGCAGCGGUCCAAAAAGUAUAACACGGAUCUUUUCUAUCGCAUCCUUCCACAUCCACACUACAGGCAAAUACCGAUUUCGGAUGGACGAGGAAAAAACCGAAGUGGUGUUUGAGCUGGAGACGCCAAAGCAUCUCGAAACCGGUCUGAUAGACGUGGACGUGAACCCAUGGUACAAAGAAGAAGUAAUGUUGAGUCGUUAUCGUUUCGCAAUUUGGAUGACAAGUUAUGUGGAUUUUGGGUGUUUUUGGCAACUUGGUCCGCAAGAUCAAGAUGAGCAUUAGCAGAAAUCUCGACCAAACACUAAAAAAGGUACAUCCGCGUGAUUUGCAAGGAAAAACUGACUCAGUUGAAGCUCCCCGAGGAGGUCAACGUCUCUGAAACGACCGUGCAGCGGAGUAAGACGACCGGAUUUCUGAAGAUUAAAAUGCCCAAGGCAAAUUCCCAACUCUCCAAAGCGGGCGAGGAAGGAACAAGCGGAUGGGGAACUUCGUCUUCCUCAUCAAGCAAGAACAAGUCAACCGAGCCGGAGCUGCAGCCGUUGCAGCCAGAGGGUAACGAGGAAGAGAAUGCGCCAGGUGCGAAAGGCGCGAGUACCGCUGCGGGCACCGGGUUGUCGAGUGACGAAAACUCGAAGCGACGCGUCGACACAACGUCUUUGGUGGACAAACCGAAGGGCGGUGAGCAGGGUGAGAAGAAGAAAAAGAAGGCCUACAAUUUCAACCUGUUUGAACUACACAGGGAUCCGAUUCAGAGAAGCGACCACGAUAGGACGAAAGGGGGAGGUAGUACGACCACGGGAAAGAAGUCGUCCGCGGAGGUGAGUGAUGUAGCGCUGGUGGAGGAGGUGAGAUGA